Molecule: messenger RNA, 681 nt
Organism: Aspergillus aculeatinus CBS 121060
Lineage: Eukaryota; Fungi; Ascomycota; Eurotiomycetes; Eurotiales; Aspergillaceae
Exons: 2
Coding region: 1-681 (226 amino acids)
Source: RefSeq, a predicted model, not a curated record
AUGCACCGUAGGAGGAAUGUCACUCGUGACGCUCGAGAAAAACCACUUCUUGUAUUCGCUCACCGAGCAAUACUCCUGGCCGUCUUUUUGUUCAAGUUCGCCUCUGCAGCCCGGGCUGGCCCGGGUCUCAUCGACCGCGCUCCUGAAUGGCUGCAGGGCAUUAUUCUGGAGCAGCUUCCCCUAACGCGGAUGGCUCAAUUGAUUUUCGUUAGUCUAGCUGUAGGGAGCGGCUACGUGGUCCUGCGCUCUUGCGCCCAAGAAGCGUCGCUGAAGAGCGUAAAUGCGGCCGAACUCCCCGCUCUACUUGAAGUCCUGAAGCUGUACUUGUUCAUGCAGACUAUCCCCGGCAAUAUCCCGCUUCUUCUGAUCUACCGAAUUCAGCUCGAGUGGAUCGGUGCGUAUCGGCGUUGUCCCGAGGCGAAUGUAAUCUCCCUGACACACAUGUCUCUGACCCCGUCUUCAUAUCAUACAGUGUCUUCGGCUGCCAACCUCAGCUCCUUUCAACUUUGCUUCUCCAUCGUCCUGUUCACCCACAGCGCAUUCUUCGCCUUCGGCAACGCGAACGCGAACACGAUCGCAGCGCUCCGAUACACCGAGGGUUUCAACGGACUUCAAGCCCACCACUGGCUGCUCAGUCCCGUGCAUACCUUCUGCAGCAAUUACGCUGGUCCGAUCUGGUAG